AUGGGGGAAGAGGUGGAGGGCGAGGGUGGUGGGGGCGAGGGUGGUGGGGGCGAAGGUGGUGGGGGCGAAGGUGGUGGGGGCGAAGGUGGUGGGGGCGAAGGUGGUGGGGGCGAAGGUGGUGGGGGCGAGGGUGGUGGGGGCGAAGGUGGUGGGGGCGAAGGUGGUGGGGGCGAAGGUGGUGGGGGCGAAGGUGGUGGGGGCGAGGGUGGUGGGGGCGAAGGUGGUGGGGGCGAAGGUGGUGGGGGCGAAGGUGGUGGGGGCGAAGGUGGUGGGGGCGAGGGUGGUGGGGGCGAGGGUGGUGGGGGCGAAGGUGGUGGGGGCGAGGGUGGUGGGGGCGAGGGUGGUGGGGGCGAGGGUGGUGGGGGCGACGGUGGUGGGGGCGAAGGUGGUGGGGGCGAAGGUGGUGGGGGCGAAGGUGGUGGGGGCGAGGGUGGUGGGGGCGACGGUGGUGGGGGCGAAGGUGGUGGGGGCGAAGGUGGUGGGGGCGAAGGUGGUGGGGGCGAGGGUGGUGGGGGCGAAGGUGGUGGGGGCGAAGGUGGUGGGGGCGAAGGUGGUGGGGGCGAAGGUGGUGGGGGCGAAGGUGGUGGGGGCGAGGGUGGUGGGGGCGAGGGUGGUGGGGGCGAAGGUGGUGGGGGCGAGGGUGGUGGGGGCGAGGGUGGUGGGGGCGAGGGUGGUGGGGGCGAGGGUGGUGGGGGCGACGGUGGUGGGGGCGAAGGUGGUGGGGGCGAAGGUGGUGGGGGCGAAGGUGGUGGGGGCGAAGGUGGUGGGGGCGAAGGUGGUGGGGGCGAAGGUGGUGGGGGCGAAGGUGGUGGGGGCGAAGGUGGUGGGGGCGAAGGUGGUGGGGGCGAAGGUGGAGGGGGCGAGGGUGGAGGGGGCGAGGGUGGUGGGGGCGACGGUGGUGGGGGCGACGGUGGUGGGGGCGAAGGUGGUGGGGGCGAAGGUGGUGGGGGCGAAGGUGGUGGGGGCGAAGGUGGUGGGGGCGAGGGUGGUGGGGGCGAGGGUGGUGGGGGCGAGGGUAGUGGGGGCGAGGGUGGUGGGGGCGAAGGUGGUGGGGGCGAGGGUGGUGGGGGCGAAGGUGGUGGGGGCGAAGGUGGUGGGGGCGAGGGUGGUGGGGCGAAGGUGGUGGGGGCGAGGGUGGUGGGGGCGAAGGUGGUGGGGGCGAAGGUGGUGGGGGCGAAGGUGGUGGGGGCGAAGGUGGUGGGGGCGAGGGUGGUGGGAGAGAGGGUGGUGGGGGCGAAGGUGGUGGGGGCGAGGGUGGUGGGGGCGAGGGUGGUGGGGGCGAAGGUGGUGGGGGCGAAGGUGGUGGGGGCGAAGGUGGUGGGGGCGAAGGUGGUGGGAGAGAGGGUGGUGGGGGCGAAGGUGGUGGGGGCGAGGGUGGUGGGGGCGAGGGUGGUGGGGGCGAAGGUGGUGGGGGCGAAGGUGGUGGGGGCGAAGGUGGUGGGGGCGAAGGUGGUGGGGGCGAGGGUGGGGGCGAAGGUGGUGGGGGCGAGGGUGGUGGGGGCGAGGGUGGUGGGGGCGAGGGUGGUGGGGGCGAGGGUGGGGGCGAAGGUGGUGGGGGCGAGGGUGGUGUGGGCGAGGGUGGUGGGGGCGAAGGUGGUGGGGGCGAAGGUGGUGGGGGCGAGGGUGGUGGGGGCGAGGGUGGUGGGGGCGAAGGUGGUGGGGGCGAAGGUGGUGGGGGCGAGGGUGGUGGGGGCGAGGGUGGUGGGGGCGAAGGUGGUGGUGGCGAAGGUGGUGGGGGCGAAGGUGGUGGGGGCUUGCCGAAGGCUUAGCUCUGUGAGCCGCUUGCCAAGCAGCUUGUCAAGUUCUGAUGUUGAUAAUCGCCUCAUGGACCUGGCUUUGCUGUGGUCUUACAAAUUUAUUCGAUGA
This is a messenger RNA of Closterium sp. Yama58-4, 1866 nucleotides long. The record is from the annotation of a GenBank genome assembly. Lineage: Eukaryota; Viridiplantae; Streptophyta; Zygnematophyceae; Desmidiales; Closteriaceae.